Messenger RNA from Gadus morhua (Atlantic cod), 2746 nucleotides. RefSeq names its product ankyrin repeat and sterile alpha motif domain containing 3 (gene anks3). NCBI's taxonomy places the organism in Eukaryota, Metazoa, Chordata, Actinopteri, Gadiformes, Gadidae. The transcript has 14 exons. The record is from RefSeq and is a predicted model, not a curated record. Gene Ontology annotation, cellular component: cilium. Bases 109 to 1989 code for a protein of 626 amino acids. Gene Ontology annotation, molecular function: protein binding.
UUCAAUACAUGAGCAGCCCGGACACAUUUGUUUGUGACACACAACACAACACGUCGAGCCUCUGCACAGGAAGUUAUCCCGCUCCCCUUUCUUACACGAGGAGUGAGGAUGUCCGAGCUCAGUGACGAGGCCAGCGGGGAGCCGCUGGGGGCCAGCCUGUCCCUGUGGCUCGGCGGCCCCCUGCUCCGGGCGGAGGGGCUGGACGUCCCGCUGGACCUCCACACCGCCUGCUCCAUAGGACUGUAUGACAUCGUGGCAGAGUGCAUCAAGAAACGAGAGGUGGAUCUGGAUCGCAAGAACAUGGGCGGCUGGACCCCUCUGAUGUACGCGUCCUACAUCGGCCACGACAACAUCGCCAACCUGCUGCUGGAGGCCGGUGUGGCCGUCAACGCCACCACCCCCCGCGGGCGCAGCGCGCUGAUGCUGGCCGCCAGCUGCGGCAACGAGAGUAUUGCCUACUUCCUCCUGCAGCACGGGGCGGAGCUGGAGCUGAAGGACCUGCGCGGCUGGACGGCGCUGCUGCACUGCACCACCACCGGCCACCAGCAGAUGGCGCGCUUCCUGCUGGACAACAACGCCGACGCCAACGGGAGGGAGCCCCUCUCCGGGUUCACGCCCCUGAUGGAGGCCGCUGCCUCUGGGCAUGAGAUCAUCGUCCAGCACCUCCUGGACCAUAAGGCGAAGGUGGACGAGAGGAACGCCGAAGGCCAGACGGCGUCCGCCCUGGCCCUGAUGUACGGCCACACCAAGGUGGCCCGCCUCAUCGACGCACGCUGCCCCAGGGCCAGAGCGGGCCCCCCCGAGGACCCCAGCUCCUCGGAGGACUCCGACGGGGCCCCCCCCCGCCCCAGCCAGAGGCCGGGUCGCCACCGCGCCAAGGGGCCCAGCAUCCACGACGGGCCCCAGGCCAUCGCCAAGUUCCACGUGGGGGCCCCCAGUAAACCCAGUGAGCCCCUGGUGCCGCCGGGCUACAUGACCUUCCAGGACCCCGGGGAGCAGAGCGAGGGCAUCUGUUACCGGGACGUUAUCUCGCCCAUCAACGAGCUGGACGGCCAGAGCAACAGCAGCAGAGAUGAGAGUCCCCUGCUGGACCCUGACGUUCCUGACGUUCCGGCCAGGAGCAGCAGCAGCAGCAGCUGUGAGGGGGCGCGGCCGGCGGCCAGCCUCACCUGGGAGGGCUCCGUGGAGAGCAACGAGGACUCCGACCGAGCCAAGAGGACCAGCUCCCGGCGCGCCCCCAAGGGCCACCACGCCAAGGGCAAGGGUCGCCACGGCAACAGCAACGGCUCUGCCUCGGCCGCGCCGGGGGGUGGCGGGGGCCCCCCUCCCUACGCCGGGCCCAAGGACCUGGCGGCGUUCCUGGAGCAGAUGGGCUUCUCCAAGUACCUGCCGCUGCUGGAGGAGCAGGACAUCGACCUCCGGAUAUUCCUCACGCUCACCGAGAACGACCUCAAGGAAGUGGGCAUCACGCUGUUUGGACCCAAGAGGAAGAUGACCCACGCCAUCGCCCGCUGGCACAGCAACACUCGGCCGCCCAGUGACGCCCUGGAGCAGGCCUACGCAGACCAGCUGGAGGCCGAGAUGCAGGAGAUGGCCAUCCAGCUCCACAAGCGCUGUGAGGAGGCGGAGGCGCUGCAGAGCCAGGUGUCCCAGGAGAAGGACCUGCGGGCCGUGAUGGAGGUCUGCCUGACGGAGGACAAGGCGGCGUGGGGGCGUGUCCACGGGGAGCUGGUCCAGAGCCACGGGCUGGCCCAGGAGAUGAACGCCACCCUGGAGCGAGCCCGCGCCGCCCGCGCCGCGCUGGGGGCCCGCCUUGCUGCCGACGGCCUCACCGCGGGGGGGGCAGGGGGGCAGAGCUCCGUCCCGGAGCUGAUGAAGAGGCUGGAGGCCUACGAUGAAGAACUGGCGGGGAGCCUCCACACGGUGCUGCAGAGCCUGCGGCGGCUGAGCGUGUCGGAGCAGGUGACGGACAGCUGGGAGAGGCCGUAGCGGCAGGUGAGGCUCCGCCCUGGAGGGCUCUCCCCGCGGCCUGGAGCACCCCCAACCCAGGCUCUGUGACCCUACCACCCUGGACCCACUGGAGGAGGAGGAGCCUGGAGGAGGAGGAGCCAGCAGCUCUCUGGAGGCGUUCCCUCCACAGGGAUUCACCAUUCCACCACGGGAACAUUCCUUUAGUCUCAGAGCCGUGGACACCAGGGGGGGGGGCAGACCGGGACCAGGACCAGGACGGGGACCUGGGGGGGGGGGAUCCGGCUCUGGGUCACAAGGGUCCCCGGGGAUAUUCCUCCCUAGUCCGGUUUACGGGGAGACUUCCUCUUGGAAAUCCUGCCAAAGUAAAAUAACACUCCUCCAACAUUGAUUAGGAAGGGCGGACCAUAAUGGAGGUGGCUGACGGAGUCCCACAGCGCGGCCUCGCCGUCUGGCCUCUGACGGACCACCAGGCUCUGGUCUAGGAACCAUCCUCACCUCUCUGAAGUUAACCGUGCCUUGGGUCAGCCUUAAUGGGAUGUUUUUAGGGAAAUUGUGUUGGUAAAUUUCCUUGUAGUUUUAUUAACGUAGCCUGAUGUUGUGCACUAACCCCUCCCCCCCCCCCCGUCUGGGAUCAAUAAAGUGCAUCUCCCACACCUGACGGGAGAACACCAACGCAGAACGUCUUUUUGUGAACGGAUCUGCAGACAGGUUGGCUCAGAGUCGCUGACCCCGAGCAGAGCGAGAAAUAAAAACGACGUGGAUGUUUCGAUCCAGA